Messenger RNA from Parnassius apollo (apollo), 519 nucleotides. NCBI's taxonomy places the organism in Eukaryota, Metazoa, Arthropoda, Insecta, Lepidoptera, Papilionidae. The record is from the annotation of a GenBank genome assembly.
AUGCAAUUUUCACAAUUUGAAUUGGCAGCUAUUGCAAUUGCCAUUGAUGAUGAAAUAUUGGAAAAACGAUGCGAAACUACUAUAAGAAGUUGGGGUGUACAUCCAUCCUGGAGAAAGCGAGAAGCAGAAGGAGAAUUUGCUUUACUUUACAAAGAAUUAAUAGAUCAUGAGAGCAAGUUUUAUGGUUAUUUUAGAAUGUCUAAAGAAUGCUUUACUUUUUCACUUGAAAAAGUAAAACCAGACCUAACCAAAAAAAUUAUAAAAUUUCAAAAGCCUAUAUCUCCCAUCGAACGAUUAGCAGUGUGCAUCAGUAUUUAUUCAUUUCAUUACUCUGCCGUGAACUCUGAAAAUAAAGUAGACAAAUUAUUAGAUUCCAAAGGCGUAAGUUCCGAAGGCGAAGGUUCCGGAGUAGGCGUUGAUUCCGGUGUUGGCGUUGGUGUAGUCAUCGGAACCGGUGCAUACACCGACCUUGAAUUAGUAGACGACACCGACGUUGUUCCACUCAUUGGAGAUGUGUAA